Molecule: messenger RNA, 1783 nt
Organism: Symsagittifera roscoffensis
Lineage: Eukaryota; Metazoa; Xenacoelomorpha; Acoela; Convolutidae
Product: ubiquitin carboxyl-terminal hydrolase 32-like
Exons: 12
Coding region: 83-1783 (566 amino acids)
Molecular function (GO): calcium ion binding
Source: RefSeq, a predicted model, not a curated record
AAUGUGGAAACACAGGCGAAAAGAGCAAAUACCUGGAAGUUACUAAUUGACUUAUUCAAGUCCAAUUCAAAUAGAAUUUAAAAUGGGAGACGUCAACUCCAAAACCGACGGGAAUGAAUUGUGCGAGGAUUCUCAGCAGUUUUCGGACGAGGAGUUGGCCAUGUACAGACAGAUGUAUCUGAAGUGCUGUGACAAGAUGAGUUCAAAAAUGAAGAGGAAUGUGUUUUACGAGAAAGUACUCGGGGAUCUGUUUCCACCGGCUGUAGCAGAGUUUCUCUUUUACGCCUUCAGUGGAGGCAGUUCGGAUGGAGUGUCACUUGAUAAUCUUCUGAGGGGGCUGCACAACUUCAGCCGAGUAACUUCCCCGACAUGGCAUUGUGACAGAGUCAAAUUGCUGUUCCAGGUUCUGUCUAGCAAUGGCAAUAUACACUCGACGUUGAACAAGACGAAGAGUGUGAAUCUGUUCCGAACUGUAGAAGACCAAGUCAGGUUCGAUGGCGUGAAAGAGUUCAUCGACAAGUUCCAUUUGAUCGAAUAUGACCUGUUUUCCUCCUGGGCCACUCAGAAUGCAGACUACUUCUCCUUCCUCAAAUGGCUGUUGUGUCACGAGACAGUGCCUGGAUUCCAACUGCCAUGUUCAACUGCUGUCCACUUGUUUGCAGUCCCCACUCUAUACAGCACCAUUGCCAAAAUUACACACUUGGAUGAAAGGGAAAUUGCACUGCUUGAGAAGCACUUCUUCAGUCUCUGUGCUCAGUCCAAGAUGGCACUCGACUUCCCCACAUUCCACGCUCUAGUCUGUCCCCCAAUUGCUGAAGAAGUGACUCUUGGUUUCUUCAAUGCCUUCGACUCUAAUGGAGAUGCGAAUGUGGAUUUCAAUGAGUAUGUCUGUGGACUGUCUGCUUGUUGCAGAGGACCACAAUUGGAGAGAAGGAAGUUUCUUUUCCGCAUGUUCGAUUUCGAUGGAGACGGAAUGCUCUCAAAAGCAGAAAUAUUCAACCUGGUCGACAUAUGCGUGCGCAUGCAGUACCAAUUUUCACAAUACACUGGACUGCACCCUUUUUCGCACGGUGCGAAUAAUUGUUCAGCUAUGAGCAUGAAUGGAAGCAAUGGCCAUGUAGCUGGAAGCAGUGCGAGGUCUCAUCCCGCGUUGUCGCAAGUUUUUCUGGACUCGCAGACUAUUAUCGAUGAGAUCAUGCGCAAACACGAUCCAGAUUUUGACUCUUUUAUCCAACCAGAUGACUUUCUCAUCUGGGCCUCAAAUACUUCUGUGUUGGAUGUGUUCUGCGACCUUUUGGAGCAGAUCUGUCACGUGGUGUUUGGGUUGAAGCCUCUCACGCCGGAGCACGAGGGAACCAUCCUUAAGAAGUUCAUCAAACGAGAAAAGAGCCUUCUCAAUCUCGGAUCCAAGUGGUUCGUCAUCCCGCAGAACUGGUGGCUCAGUUGGAUAGAACACACGACCUAUUCCAACUACAACAGCAACGAAGACACAGUGUCGAUGAAUAACUUCACAGUCGGAGUUAAUAAGACUAUUCCCCAUUUGACACAGAAUAACGGAGGGGGGUAUAAGUCGAACAGCGCGGCCAGUUCCCCGUUGAGAACACGGAAAGCUCAGAAACUGAAUGGUUCGUGGCGCAAGAGGGAGCACCACUACACUGUGAAUCCACUACCUGAGGACAUGAAGCCACUAGGGGCCAUAGACACAUCCAAGCUCAUAUCCAGAGACAAGCCAAAGAAGUUCCAGGAAGCUGGAGUUAGAGACAUAAGACGUUGUGUCUUCUAG